AGAACGUCAUGGCGUCGUACCGACGUAGACUGACGUAGACAGACGUUCUACACAUCAGUCUCUCACUGCUGAAUGUUUAUUGUUUGAGGUAGCUAACGUUAGAGCCGCAGUCAACAGCAGGUAGGAUGUUGCGGCUUCGCUGUAAGACCAAAAAUGGGAGCCACAUAAUGCAGGGCUUAACUCAUCAGUCCUGUGUGCAAGAGCUAAAGAGCAAGGUGGAGGAGCUGACUGGUAUCCCCUGUGAUGUGCAGAAAAUUAUGGUUGGUUAUCCACCCUCCAGCCUUGAUCUUAAAAAUGGAGAUGCUCACCUCAAAGAUUACCCCAUCAAAUCCGGAGACACACUCAUUGUUGAGGAAGAAAAAAACAAGCCAAAGCCUCGUCAGGAUCACCCCACUGUGACUAAAGCACCACGCCUGGAACCCUCACCCGUGCUGGCGCGUCGAGUGGUCCCAGCUGACAACUCCUGCCUCUUCACCAGUGUGUAUUAUGUGGUGGAAGGCGGUGUGUAUGACCCUGCUUGUGCCCCUGAGAUGCGAGGCCUCAUCGCCCAGAUCGUGUCAAGUGAUCCCACAGCUUACUCGGAAGCGGUGCUGGGAAAGACCAAUGAGGAGUACUGCUCUUGGAUAAAACGUGACGACACCUGGGGGGGAGCCAUCGAGGUGUCUAUCCUGUCCAAGUUUUACAAAUGUGAGAUCUGUGUGGUGGACACUCAGACAGUCCGAGUGGAUCGGUUUGGGGAGGAUGCUGGCUACCACAAACGCGUGCUGCUCAUCUACGACGGCAUCCACUACGACCCCCUGCAGAAAGAAACACCCGGCUCUGACGCACCGCCCCAUACUAUCUUCUCCACCACUGACGACGUAAUCCUGGCGCAGGCCCUCGAGCUGGCAGAUGAGGCUCGACGCAAGCGGCAAUUCACGGACGUUAACCGUUUUGCGUUGCGCUGCAUGGUGUGCCAGACGGGCCUGGUGGGACAAAAGGAAGCUCGCGAGCAUGCCAAGGAGACAGGCCACACCAAUUUUGGCGAAGUGUGAACACGGUUUUGUCUUUUCUCCCUCCUCACAAAUACAACUAUUCUGUCAAUCUGCUUGUGUGAUCCUCUACCUCACAUUGUCCAGCAACAUCUGUGGAGAAUCUGCAGACACUGUGUGCAGCCUCUAACCUGUUCAGUAUUACUUUCUAACUGCUGUCAGUUCUCAAAGUCAGAAAUGCUACUGCAGCGCUCCGAUGUCUUCAAACCGUCAUUUUAGUCUGUUUAGAGAUGGUUUCAAAUGUGUUUUUAACUGGGUCAAGGAAAAUAUGCAAACCAUUCUUAGGAUUUGUCUUCUUCUCUUUCGGUAACUCGAUGGCUGGGUUGUAUUGAUAACAAACCAAAUAGUGGCUGAUGUGUUGUCAAUUAGAAAAUGCAUCAAAUAGCCAUUAUUUACCUGUGACUGACUAAAGGUAUACUUGAUAAAACCCUGCCAUUUGGCUCUAGAAUAAGUUUAAAACAACCACUGAGAAUUCUUUGCACUAUGAUGUGAUCCUAUUCACUGUUGUCUUAAGCGCGGCACACACAGUAUGACUGUUAUUCAUCAUGUUGGUUAUGUAGCAUGUUUUUUAUUUCUCUUCCAAUACUAAAAACUGAUAAUUAAGUCAAUGUGGAUGUCCAAAUUGUUCAGCACAGCACAGGUGGGCUGUGUUAAUGCUAAGCUGGAUUAAUUGUUAUACAUGACAUCUCUUUGAUUUUACUGAGCGGUGGCCAUUCAGAUUGAUUGGAUUUUUUAUUUUUCCCGUGCUUUUUUUGAUGUUGCAACAUGGUUGAUCAGUGAUCUCAUUUUAGAUUUGACAGAAGAAAUAAUGGUGCUGAAAACAAAAUCUGUAGCUCUUAGUUUUUUCUUCAUGGGUACGGCAGUUUUUCAGGAGUGUAAUUUUUAAUUCUAGUGUGUAAUUUUCAAAUGUCAUCAUGCUGAAAUCUUUUAAAAAAUUGUGUUUGUUUUACAUGGCUGCUUAUUUAAAAAAACAACACUUUAAGCGGGAUGAGGUGUUUGAGCGUUGUAUUUCAGAACACGAGUUAUGAUGAGAGGGGAGUGUAGUGACUAGAAAUCUGAAACGAGUGAGUGCAAGACAUGCCGUAUGAGAUACAUCCUGCUCACUUAAUGCAUUUACAGUACUGUUUAGGUACAGUCCAUACAUUGUGUUUAGCUAAGCAGCAAUGCUGUGAAUGCUUAUUCAGCAUUAACCAUUUACCUUUGCAAUUUUAAUUUCAGUUGACAUUUGCAGCCUAAAACUAUAAGUUAAAGGCCAUUUUGGUUUAACAUGUAGUGCAUGUUGGCCAUAAAAAGCACCAUUCUGUUUCACUGUAUGUUUUGCACAACUGGAGCAUGUUCUCACAUUUUAGAAAUCAUCUCUGUACUAAUUCCUUUAAUACUAUACUCACUGCCGAGAAGAAUGAAGCACACACUUGUUUAUGUUGAACCACAGCUCAAAAAUGUUACAUUUGCCAUUAAGAUAGUUGUAGGAUUAGCUUUUUUUCCUUAAAGCCCAGUUUAUUGUGGCUUCAUGUUGUGCAGAACCAUUAUUUCUACUUCACAUACAGUAUAUAUGGUGACAAUACUGGUACCGAGUUGUUGCCAAAAAAAUGGAGUUUGACAGUGAACGACUUUGAUUGGGGCUUCUUUCUUUUGUUGAUUUGUCUUUUAGACUCCGAGAUUAACAAAAGGCAUAAAUGUCAUUUGAAUGUGAAUUACUAUGAUUUCCCCCUUCAUUUAUUACCUAUUAGGUAGUUUAUUUUAACAUUGAUUAUGGAUUAGUCAGCUUGCAUAAAAGUAAAACUAUGAAAUGGCUUUGUUGUAUUUUAUAUUUACCAAGUUCUCAUGACUCUUUAAGGACAAUAACAAUGAAUGUUGCACACAAAGCACUACAGAAUAACUGGAUUUACUUGAUUUUUUUUUUUCUCUUUCAGUGUUGUGUCACAAUUAAAAGUUAUAGCCGAUGA
Perca fluviatilis (European perch) is the source of this 2977-nucleotide messenger RNA. RefSeq names its product YOD1 deubiquitinase (gene yod1). Gene Ontology annotation, cellular component: nucleus; cytosol. Lineage: Eukaryota; Metazoa; Chordata; Actinopteri; Perciformes; Percidae. Gene Ontology annotation, biological process: protein deubiquitination; endoplasmic reticulum unfolded protein response. The coding region runs from base 126 to 1034 and encodes 302 amino acids. Gene Ontology annotation, molecular function: cysteine-type deubiquitinase activity; protein binding. The transcript is spliced from 3 exons. The record is from RefSeq and is a predicted model, not a curated record.